CAUCACCGAUUGGUGGUUGCCAUGGCUGCGGGCUCUCAGCUUGGCAACAUGGCGUCGUCCGGGCGGCAAAGAUUGCCGCUUUUUCUCCUCUGGAAUAUUGCGGGCUUGUGAAUCAGACGCGUCCUCGGGAUGAGCUCUCUGUCGCUACUCGGCCUUCUGUGGGGAUUUCUCCUGCUGCAGGACGUCCUGAAACCGCUGCGUGGGGACCCGGUUUUUAUUCCAUCUUUCAUACGAAUGUCCAGCCCUGAGGUCAGCGCGUCCCUGGUCGGAGGCGGUGAGGACGUCACCGUCUCUCUGAUUCCGCUGCAGGUCGAGAAAGGAGUGUUGCCAGUUCCUACUUGUGGUGGUCUCAGCAAUGAGACAGGAGAUUGGAAUGUGACUGUUAGCCCCGGUGUGAACGCACUGGAAGUGACAGUCCGGUGGAAGAGGGGCCUGGACCGGUGCUUCUCAAAUGAGACUGCCUCCUUCUCAGAGCUCCCGUGCUUCGUGCAGACGCUGCUGGUUUCGGCAUCCCACAAUGCAUCCUGUUUAGCACAUCUGCUCAUUCAGGUGGAGAUUUAUCCCAAUGCAUCUGUGACCCACAAUGCAUCAGAUAACAUGACCGUCAUUCCUAACCAAGUCUAUCAGCCUCUGGGUCCCUGCCCUUGCGACUUGACAGCCAAAGCCUGUGACAUUCGCUGCUGCUGUGACCAAGACUGCCAGCCGGAAGUAAAGGAGCUGUUCCAGCAGUCCUGCUUCUCCGGUGUGUUCGGAGGGGACGUCAACCCUCCCUUCGACCAGCGCUGUGCCGUGGGCACCACUCAUGAGACCCCAGACUGGUUUCCUUUCCUGUGUGUGCAGUCGCCCCCCUCCACCUCGCCUUUCCUUGGUGACUUCUAUCAUGGUGCCACUUCCCCUAGACGUGACCCUGCCUUUGAAGCCCAUCUGCACCUUGACCUAAGAGACUUCACUGAUGCUGGCUACAAACAAGGAGAUCCCAUCAUGACCACAAUGGGGUAUUUUACCAUCCCUCAGGUCUCCCUGGCUGGACAGUGUCUGCAGGAUGCUCCAGUGGCUUUCCUGAGGAAUUUUGAUAUUAAAUGUACCAUCAGUCUGGAAGUGCACCGAGAACGAGAUGGCACCGUCCCUGAGACUAUGAAGAUUCGCACGGCGGGAGGUCUGGUCACACCAAGAGUAAGCUAUGAGGAAGCCGCUGAUCUGGACAAACGCAUCUCCAGUUCAGACACACUUCUAAACAGUGGAUCUGCCUCCAGAAAUGUGAGCCUUGAAGAGCAUUACGUUUUCAGAUGGCAAAAUAAUUCUAUCAGCGGACUAGACAUCACAGUCAUCAGGGCAGAGAUCAGUGCCCACCAGAAAGGAACAGUGGUCCAAAGAUUCACAGUGAAGUUUUUAAGCCAUGACAGUGGUGAUGAGAAGGAAUCUUCUGGAAACCCAGGUUACCAGCUUGGCAAGCCGGUCCGAGCCCUGCAUACCGAUGGGAUGAAUGUCACUGCGUUGCACCUCUGGCAGCCAGCUGGAAGGGGCUUGUGCACAUCAGCCGCUCUCCGACCCAUUUUAUUUGGAGAGAAUGUACUUGCCGGCUGCCUUUUGGAGGUUGGGAUUAAUGAGAACUGUACGCAGCUCCGGGAGAAUGUCCUCCAGAGGCUGGAUUUGCUGAUACAAGCAACUCACGUCGCGAGGAGAGGCAACUCGGAUUACAGCGAUCUGAGUGAUGGCUGGCUGGAGAUCAUACGUGUUGACGCCCCUGAGGCAGAUGCUGAUCUGCCCCUGAGCAGCGCAAAUGGCAUCUGCCCAGAAGUUCCUGCCCAGCUCACUGUCCGCAUCCUCAUUGCCGAAGCUGGUUCUGUGGAAGGGGUGGCUCAGCAUGAGAUCCUUGGCGUGGAGAUGAGGGUCUCCACCGUGACCUGGCAGUACCAGUGUGGGCUCACCUGUGAGGACAAGGCCGCUCUUCUCCCUCUCAGUGCUUCGGUUCAGUUCAUUAAGAUCCCUGCGCAGAUGCCCCGCCCUCCAACGAGAUUCCAGAUCAACUUCACAGAGUAUGACUGUACCCGGAAUGAGCUGUGUUGGCCUCAACUUCUGUACCCUCUGACCCAAUAUUACCAAGGGGAGCCCCAUUCCCAGUGCGUUGCCAAAGGCCUAGUGCUGCUGUCCCUCCUUCUGCUGGCCACACUCGUCAGCCAUCCUUGGAUGAGACUGUGCAGAGGCUGGUACUCAACUCCCAUCUUCCACUGAGUUUGCUCGAAGACUGAGCGCGCACUCAGUGGCUCCCUGUAGGUCUGUGUGCCUCUCUGAAACCGUUUGUUUGAGACAGGGUCUCACUAUGUAGCUCCAGCUGGCCUCUAAGUGCUUUGGGAUCUUCCUGCUUCUGCCUUCAGAGUGCUGGGACUGAAGGUGUGCACCACCGUGCCUAGCCUCCCUGUAUCAUUUUAAUAAACAAAAUGUCUAUUU
Myodes glareolus (Bank vole) is the source of this 2448-nucleotide messenger RNA. It is a transcript of the gene Tctn2, whose product is annotated as tectonic family member 2. Gene Ontology annotation, cellular component: MKS complex. Lineage: Eukaryota; Metazoa; Chordata; Mammalia; Rodentia; Cricetidae. The record is from RefSeq and is a predicted model, not a curated record. Gene Ontology annotation, biological process: cilium assembly; smoothened signaling pathway; protein localization to ciliary transition zone.